This is a messenger RNA of Ictalurus furcatus (blue catfish), 2122 nucleotides long. RefSeq lists its product as uncharacterized. The transcript has 10 exons. Bases 687 to 1337 code for a protein of 216 amino acids. NCBI's taxonomy places the organism in Eukaryota, Metazoa, Chordata, Actinopteri, Siluriformes, Ictaluridae. The record is from RefSeq and is a predicted model, not a curated record.
UACCACUUUUUGCAGGUAACGUUAUAUUUGAUUGACAUGUACGUUUCAUUAAAUGUACUAUUAUAUUUUCCCAAGCACUUUUUAUCCUAAAAGCUAUUAUAUACAGUAUAUAAAACAUUUAGACUGCAUGUAUAGAAUUUUACAUAUUCUCUAUAGCACGUUUGCCUCACACCUCCAGGGUCGGGGGUUCGAUUCCCACCGUGGCCCUGUGUGUGUGGAGUUUGCAUGUUCUCCCCAUGCUGCGGGGGUUUCUUCCGGGUACUCUGGUUUCCUCCCCCAGUCCAGAGACAUGCAUGGUAGUCUGAUUGGCGUGUCUAAAGUGUCCGUAGUGUAUGAAUGGGUGUGUGAGUGUGUAUGUGAUUGUGCGAUGGAUUGGCACCCUGUCCAGGGUGUACCCCGCCUUGUGCCCGAUGCUCCCUGGGAUAGUCUCCGGGUUCCCUGUGACCCUGAGAAGGAGUAAGCGGUAGAAGAUGGAUGGAUAUUCUCUAUAUUUUGUUGCCUCAUUGUCCAGACCUACUAACACUUACAUACAGUACCCUAAAAUCAGCCUCAUCCCACAAGAUUUCAGUUUUAGUCGUGUAUGUGAUGAGCCUGGAGCAUAUUAUCUUCAUCAGCACAAUUACAGACACAAAUAAUAAUUUCAGAUUAAAUCUGAACCUUCUCAAACAAAGUGCUGUAUUAAUGUAAUGAACAUUCUCUGUUUUUCAGGACUUCUGAUGUUGGCACUAAUUCCAUUGUUGGCAUUGUAUUGUUUUAUCUCUCAUUAUUAUUGCAAGCGUGUGUUUUUACUCCGGAUAUCAUCGAGAAUGAUCCUGGAGGUUGUAACUGCAUCAGCGUCGAUCUACCUCCGUUAUGUCAUUGUGGAUAAUGUGAAAGAGCGUGACGCGCUGACCUGUGCGACUGCAUUCCUCCACAUCUUGACCGUGAUAACAUGGUUUAUACAUAGAAAGUAUUCAUCAGGUCGAGAAUCUGACUCCAGAAACACUGGGACACAGCAACGUUUGUCCCAUUUGGUUGUGUUCAUGUUUGGCUCAGUGGUGGUGGUUCUUGUGAACGCGGUUGUGUUAUUAGUGGAGCUGAUCCUAAAAGCGCAAACUGGCCAGCGUACAGUGGAUCUGCGCGUCGUUCUCCUACCGACUGAAUGCGUCUUUGCUGUGUGCUGCCUUGCUUUACAAAUAUCUGCUUUCUGGAAGGAGAACAGAGAAGAAUUUAGAAAAGACAUCGACUCGCUGGGACGAUUGUGUGGGUGUAAACAGAAACACAGGGACUCACCUUCACAAUGUGAUGAACGUGAACUUGAGAAUCUGGUUCCUGAAGCUCAGCCCUCAGGGUCUUAGCAGAAAAGCAGAACGUACGGCGGUUUGGUGUUCUGGAGCACUCGGGUGUAUCUCUACAUCACGCUGAGAAGAAAGGACAUCAUCCAUGACCUGAACAGACUGGACGCACUCGUCUGAUCACCUCAGGGAUUGUUUUAAAGAUGCUUGUAAUGUGUUGUAUUUAAAUAUAUAUAUAUAUUUUUUUUUUACGAUCUUUUGUGUGACACUUAAAUGUGAGUUUCUUGUCUUCAUGUUUGCGCCUCCUGUAGAAUAGUUUUUAUUAUCUAAUUUCUCUAUAUAAUGAUUGGAUUUAUUCAUUUAUUACCUGUUUUGAGACAUUUUAUUUUAUUGUUUUUUAUUGUUUAUUUUAUUUAGAUGCUCAGAGUUUAUAUUUAUAUUCAGUACACAUAAAUCAGAUGACAUAUUAUAUAAGAGUGAUGCUGGAAAGGUAUUAUAAGUAAUGCAUUUCUAUAAUUGUAUAUAACAUUUCUUUAUUAUUUUUGUUUAGUUCUUUUGCAUUUCAAGAGUUAAGUCUGAUUGCAGCGAGAGGAAACAUGGCGUGCUGUAUGUUAAAACAAUGAGAAUUCUUUUUCUUUCUUUCUUUAAAAAUAAGAUCUGUAAAGUUGUGUAAUGCAUUCAGACAGGUGAAUGUGGUGCUUCCGGGUUUAUUAUAAUAUCAGUGUCAUUAUAAUAUACUGUGUUUGAUGUUGGGAAACUUGUAUUAAACACUAAUCAUGAAAUCAUGUAGUUUGAGGCCACAGCUUAGUGACGUAAAGCAGAGGGUUUAUUUCACAGGCUUCUCUCCG